Messenger RNA from Brassicogethes aeneus, 1438 nucleotides. The record is from the annotation of a GenBank genome assembly. Lineage: Eukaryota; Metazoa; Arthropoda; Insecta; Coleoptera; Nitidulidae.
CUCUACGACCGUAAUCAUAAUAAACUGCUUGUUUUCUUUGGACUCUUUGUAAUAGAAGUAAAAGGACUUCGAAAUUAUGCACCAGCACAUGAUGAAUACAAACCGACCGACUACAGCUUUAGCUACGGCGUAAAAGACAUGCAUACAGGCGACAUCAAACACCAAUGGGAGAAGAAAGAUGGCUCCACAGUUAGGGGUCAUUAUUCCAUGGUGGAAGCAGAUGGUUCCGUACGUACGGUGGAAUACACGGCUGACGAUAAAAACGGGUUCAACGCAGUUGUGAAACAUUCCGCACCAGGAUAUCAUCCAAUGCCAAAAACACCAACGAGCCACAGUGAGUUGUACAUGAAGCCGAAAACAAUUGACAACGAGGUUAAGGUUGAGGAGGAGGUGGAAGAAGAAACGCCUGAGUAUGUAAGAGAACAACAAGAAAAUGAUAAUCAGAAAUAUUACAAUCAGAAAGAGAAUUACGAGUAUGUUUACACCAAAACAGCAAACGCUGAAAAUGUAGAGGAAAAUACUGACGAACAAGAGUACGAUAACGAAAACAACCAAAAAGAUGAAGAGAAUGAGGUUUCAAAUAACAAACAAACCUACAUCUACGUACCACAAGAAGAAUAUGUGGAGGAAUCACAAAGAUCUACAGUAAAAACCCACGCAAAAUACCCCCAUCAAAAAAUACACGAGGCAAUUGACGAAAACAAAGAGAGCCUUGCAUCAGUCCUACCAAUGUUAAGCCUUUACAACGCCAACUCAAAGGAAAAAGUCGUACCAAUCGACGUAUCAUACGUUAAACCUCUGGAAAUCGACUUGACUCAUGCCCCAUACGAACCUCAGGACUCAAAAAAAAUAAACUACUCGAUCAAAGAUACCACCGUUGUACCAUCCCACGAACUGUCCCAAGAAGAACUCAGCAAGUUUCUAACAGAGUACUACAGCUCGGGGAGAAACAAAAUCAGCGAACCCUUUUACGAGACAGGCUUCCAACCUAUCAAAUCGAAACCUGACAAUCAAAUCACCCAGCCCAACGUGCUACAAAGCUACAAGAAACCCGUAAAAACCACUCCAGGUUUAAGAAACUUUGCCACCUCGCAGAAAAACACGGUCUAUCAUAAGUAUGGUUCGAGGACUCCAAAGUACGAUGUUGUGCCUCAAAGAAGUUCCCAUGUGCCGGUGCAAGUUCUGAUUCCUAAGGAAAUUGUGAGGGAGGAGAGUCAUAAGUCGCAAUUCACCAGGUUGUACAGACAGCCUGUCAAUUCUAAUUUGAGAUACGGUUUAAGGAUGAGGUACUAGAUAUGUUAAGUAUUUUUGUUGUUUAAUUUUUAAGUAUUUAUUAAUAGUAUUUUAGUAUUUAUAUUUAGUCAAAAAAACGUAAACCAAACAAUUGUGCAAUAUUUAUAUGCUGUAGAAGGUAUUUCCUAAGAACUAGCUAGCCAGA